Ascochyta rabiei is the source of this 1335-nucleotide messenger RNA. RefSeq lists its product as uncharacterized. Gene Ontology annotation, molecular function: zinc ion binding; DNA-binding transcription factor activity, RNA polymerase II-specific. The transcript has 5 exons. Lineage: Eukaryota; Fungi; Ascomycota; Dothideomycetes; Pleosporales; Didymellaceae. The record is from RefSeq and is a predicted model, not a curated record. Gene Ontology annotation, biological process: regulation of DNA-templated transcription. Bases 1 to 1335 code for a protein of 444 amino acids.
AUGCCGCCUGCCGUACCCAAAACUCGAAAGCUCAGUUCCUUCGUGAAAUGUGGCAGAUGCCGUCAAGACAGGCAAAAGUGCGAGCGGCCAGACCUAUCGCAGAAAUGCAACCGGUGCACAAAGUACAAACAUGACUGCGAUCCCGGCCGCUUAUCGAACCGAGCACAGCGGAGUCAGAGACAGCCUGUCCAUCAGCGCGUAUCCCCAAGCGAUCGAACGACCGCGGUACCAGGUGCCACGCAGCGUGAGAUCCUGGCAGCUUACCAGCAUUUGGGGAGCAGUCACGAAACUCCCGAUCUAUAUAUCAAAGCGUCUCCUUCGUCUCGAACGUCCAGGUCGGCUUCUUCCUCUGGGCAAUCUUCGUCGCUGGCGACUCCGGACACGCAAGAAUUUCUGCAAUACUUUCCCGAUGCUGGUUCGCAUCACGACUUCCAAGAUUCAUCCGACUUCCUUCCCUACACCUCCAAACCACAACUUCUCGACGAGUCCAGUGCCUCUUCUGGGCAUGAUGCUGCUCUUGAGUGGGAAGGGGUAAGCCCAGGCGACUUGAAUGAUGCACAGGCUGUGCAUCAGCACCCGGAUGACAAGGACGUGUGGGAGUUGGCUCUGGCCUCAUAUCGAACCCGCACACAAGCUGCCGUUGUGUCAGAUACCAACGUCCAGAUGCUAUCUGGUCUCCCAGACUUCCGGCCUUCUCGGUACUGCUCGUCGCUCUUCGAAGAACGCCUAGACAAUCGAAUCAAUCGGCUCUGGGGAAACUACAAGACAUUUGCUGUGGCUAGCUCCAAAGGAUUCGGUGUCACCCCUCUGUUUGGCCGGACCUUAUCCGAGCUUUUCCGCAUGUCCAGACAGAUGGCCGAGAGUGACGACCUUGUCAGAGACGUCCGGUAUGCAUGCGGUGCCGCAGACGCGUGUAUGAACCGCAAACUCCCCGAGAGCACGAGGGCGCACUAUCUGCAAGCAUACAAUCAUUACGACUCGCAGGCGAACAUCAAGUUCAAAGCGGCGGUCAAAGAUUUUGCAGACAAGAUCGCCCAGGAUGAGAGUCCAGACGUCCUACCUCUUUACACUGCCACGUUCCUCUACUACGCCGCUGGGGCCUGCAUGAGAGGGAGUGUCGAUCUCGUCAAAGCCCAAUUCGCAUUCUUCUACUUCGACCAAUUCACCGCGUGGUUCCCAAUCCGAAUCAGAGUCUCGUCCACCACGGACGGCGCGUGGGCUACAGACAUGCUCCUCGCAAACAACGACACGGAUCCAGGAAUGAGGAUCAGCUCGCUCAUGUUCGCCUUGGGCUGGGCACGGCUGGAGUUUGAUCGCGAGGAAGGGUUGUGCUAG